Molecule: messenger RNA, 1993 nt
Organism: Suncus etruscus (white-toothed pygmy shrew)
Lineage: Eukaryota; Metazoa; Chordata; Mammalia; Eulipotyphla; Soricidae
Gene: PLK1
Product: polo like kinase 1
Exons: 10
Coding region: 80-1936 (618 amino acids)
Biological process (GO): protein phosphorylation; mitotic cell cycle; regulation of cytokinesis
Cellular component (GO): centrosome; nucleus; cytoplasm
Molecular function (GO): protein binding; protein serine/threonine kinase activity; ATP binding
Source: RefSeq, a predicted model, not a curated record
CCGCGGCCAAUCAGGAGCGCGCUGGCGUCUGUAACGUUCCCGGCUCCGCGUUUGAAUUCGGGAGGAGCGGAGCGGAGCGAUGUCAGGCUCUGCCCCAGCCCUGCAAGGUCCUCCGAGCUGCCCCGGGAACAUGAACGCGGCCGCAGCUCCAGGGAAGCUGGCGCGGGCACCGGUGGUGGAGUCCGGGAAGGUCGGGGCCUCCGGUGUGGCCAACCCGGGGGCCCCGCCAGCCAAGGAGAUCCCCGAGGUCCUCCUGGACCCUCGUAGCCGACGGCGCUACCUGCGGGGCCGCUUCCUGGGCAAGGGCGGCUUCGCCAAGUGCUUCGAGAUCUCGGACGCCGACACCAAGGAGGUGUUCGCGGGCAAGAUCGUGCCCAAGUCGCUGCUGCUCAAGGCGCACCAGAAGGAGAAGAUGUCCAUGGAGAUCUCCAUCCACCGCAGCCUGGCCCACCAGCAUGUCGUGGGCUUCCACGGCUUCUUCGAGGACAACGACUUCGUGUUCGUGGUGCUGGAGCUCUGCCGCCGCCGAUCUCUCCUAGAGCUGCACAAAAGGAGGAAAGCGCUGACGGAGCCCGAGGCCCGCUACUACUUGCGGCAGGUCAUCCUAGGCUGCCAGUACCUGCAUCGGAACCGAGUGAUUCACCGGGACCUCAAGCUGGGCAACCUCUUCCUGAACGAGGAUCUGGAGGUGAAAAUAGGUGAUUUUGGACUGGCCACCAAAGUAGAAUAUGAUGGGGAGAGAAAGAAGACCCUGUGUGGGACACCAAAUUACAUAGCUCCUGAGGUGCUGAGCAAGAAAGGUCACAGUUUCGAGGUGGAUGUGUGGUCUAUUGGCUGCAUCAUGUACACCUUGUUAGUAGGCAAGCCACCUUUUGAGACCUCCUGCCUCAAAGAGACAUAUCUCCGGAUCAAGAGGAAUGAAUACAGUAUCCCCAAGCACAUCAACCCUGUGGCUGCCUCCCUCAUCCAGAAGAUGCUUCAGACAGAUCCUACGGCUCGCCCGGUCAUUCACGAGCUACUCAAUGACGAGUUCUUUACUUCUGGAUACAUCCCUACCCGGCUGCCCAUCACCUGUCUCACCAUUCCUCCCAGGUUCUCCAUUGCUCCCAGCAGUCUGGACCCUAUUAGCCGGAAGCCACUCACAGUCCUCAACAAAGGCAUGGAGAACCCCCCGCCUGAGCGCUUCCGGGAGAAAGAGGAGUCUGCGGUCCGGGAGAGCAGUGAGGCAGUUGACUGCCACCUCAGUGAUCUGCUGCAGCAGCUGACCAGCGUCAAUGCAUCCAAGCCCUCAGGGCGGGGCAUGGUGAGGCAAGAGGAGGCUGAGGACCCAGCCUGCGUCCCCAUCUUCUGGGUCAGCAAGUGGGUGGACUACUCGGACAAGUAUGGCCUCGGGUAUCAGCUGUGUGACAACAGCGUGGGGGUGCUCUUCAACGACUCCACACGCCUCAUCCUCUAUAAUGACGGCGAUAGCCUGCAGUACAUCGAGCGUGAUGGCAGUGAAUCCUACCUCAGCGUCAGCUCCCACCCCAACUCCUUGAUGAAGAAGAUCACCCUCUUGAAGUAUUUCCGGAACUAUAUGAGCGAACACCUGCUGAAGGCCGGGGCCAACAUCACACCUCGAGAAGGCGAUGAGUUGGCCCGGCUCCCCUACCUGCGCACCUGGUUUCGCACCCGCAGCGCCAUCAUACUGCACCUCAGUAAUGGCUGCGUGCAGAUCAACUUCUUCCAGGACCACUCCAAACUCAUCCUGUGCCCUCUGAUGGCGGCCGUGACCUAUAUUGAUGAGAAACGUGAUUUCCGCACGUACCGCCUGAGCCUUCUGGAGGAGUUUGGCUGCUCCAAGGAACUGGCCAGCCGUCUGCGUUAUGCGCGCACCAUGGUGGACAAACUGCUCAGCUCACGCUCUGCCUCCAACCGCCUUAAGGCCUCCUCGUAGCGCCUGCCCCCACCGGAUUUGGCACCCCAGCUCGCUAGCCCCUCUGGUGCUGCUUUC